Molecule: messenger RNA, 1080 nt
Organism: Pseudoliparis swirei
Lineage: Eukaryota; Metazoa; Chordata; Actinopteri; Perciformes; Liparidae
Product: fucolectin-1-like
Exons: 3
Coding region: 409-1017 (202 amino acids)
Source: RefSeq, a predicted model, not a curated record
CACCAGCGCUACGGUCAGAGGAGCACAUCAGGCUCUGGGAUACAAAAACAACAGCAGAUAUUUGACAAGAGGGUUUAAGAACCAAGCAGCUGUCAAUCCCUCUGUGCACUCACGUAUAUAAGUGAUGGCUUCCUCAUGCAGAGCACAGCUGCUUCAGGAGCAACAGAGGUACAAGGUAGGUCUCUGGUCUCACGGAUCAGCAACUUUAUUCUACAUGUGUCAAUUUAUCACGCAUGAAAUGAAGUAAAUCAGGUACAACUUUACACCGGACAUAUCACCAAUACAUCAGGCAUCAUAUCGUGUCUACGGAGGUCGAGGUGGUGGCUGCUGGGUAGUCUAUCAAUCAUAAAUGUAUAAAUAACCAAAUAUUUGAUGUUCUGAACGUGCUCUAACUAUUGAUAAUAGACAAUGGAGUUCUCAAAGAUGUAUUUGCAUUUCAUGUGUGUGUGUGUGUGUACAUUCAGCCUCUGGCUAUCCCCUUCAUGUGAGUGUGAAUCGCUCCUCAGGAUGACGUCUCUCCUCGUGGUCUUCGUCGUGCUGGCGGCUCUCGGACAGACGCGUGGCCUUCUGGUUAAUAUUGCUAAAGGAGGAACAGUGACUCAGUCCUCGGUGGUGUGGGCCGGCGUUCCCGAAAGGGCCGUCGAUGUAAGACGUUUUAACAUCUAUAGACAAAGAUCCUGCACCCAUACCCGCCGUGAGGCCGGUCCGUGGUGGAGGCUGGACCUCCAGAAGACGUUCUCCAUCAGCACCGUCACCGUCACCAACAGAAGAGAUUGUUGCCACGGGAGGAUCGACCGCGCUGAGAUCCACAUCGGGGACUCGCUCCAGGACCACGGCAACGGGAAUCCAAGGUGUGCCGUCAUCUCGUCGCUGCCAGCAGGGGGCAGCGUGACCUUCGAGUGUAAGGGGAUGGAAGGCCGCUACGUCAACAUCGUGAUUCCUGGGCGGCGUAAGAUCCUGACCCUGUGUGAGGUGGAGGUCACCGGGACAGAAGCAAGUCCCGAUGUCUGUGGCUGAACUCUUCGUCAAGUCCUCCCAACAUCUGAGUGUCUCUGCUCCUCUUCAUCAGUCACAUGGUGG